Molecule: messenger RNA, 558 nt
Organism: Penicillium riverlandense
Lineage: Eukaryota; Fungi; Ascomycota; Eurotiomycetes; Eurotiales; Aspergillaceae
Product: NAD(P)-binding protein
Exons: 4
Coding region: 1-558 (185 amino acids)
Source: RefSeq, a predicted model, not a curated record
AUGCCCCAACUUGUAUGCUCGGUCCGCUCACCGAGUCCAGAUAUCCCUGAGGAGGCUUCGGCGAAGAGGCGUCAAGUCGCCACGAGCCAAUUCGAGGAGUACACGGGCCUCGACUACAAUUCGCCAGUCGCGCAGUACAUUCGGGCUUGCAAGUUCCACAUCUCCCCGCAUGACCUAAGCCUCAUGCGAGAGCUGUUUGGUCUUCCUCGCCAUGUCAUUGCAGCCGUGCCAAGUGCUCGAGGGAACUUUUUGUCCAUUAUGCUGCAGUACGACGGCUUUGUUCUUGCGUAUGAGUCUGGCGAGGAUGCGGUCUUGUCUGUGGACGCGACCGUCGAGGUCCUGGCUCAGUACCAGCGACUCAAGCUCGCCUUUGACUCGCCGUAUAUCAAAGGUUUGCCAAUCACCGCGACUACGCUCUCCAGGCACCCCAACGGGGACUUUUCUGAAGAGACGAUCCGGCCGACAUACGAAGACUACUACACGUUAAUGUUCAAAGAGCUGCAUCGCUGCCUGAGCGGCGACGCAGAAAUCAAGACUACCGUGCUGGACUGUGAGUAG